Molecule: messenger RNA, 1665 nt
Organism: Symbiodinium sp. CCMP2592
Lineage: Eukaryota; Dinophyceae; Suessiales; Symbiodiniaceae
Source: the annotation of a GenBank genome assembly
AUGAAGGACAGAAAGCGAUUGUGCCUCGAGCGCUGCCCCACAGAAAAGGACGCGAAGUCCGGCAUCGCCGUGGCAGUUCCCCAGCAGGGCAGCGCACGCUUCGACCGAGUCGGCAGUUCCAAUGCCACGGUUGCGGCAUCGUGGCACCUGGCCCGACUGCCUGUCUUUGCCACCACCCCGGCGCUCGGGCGGCUCUGUGCGGCCGACAACGCGACGGUAUUGCGGCCGAGUGCUGAUGCGCAGCUCCGGCAGCUGGCAUCGACCCUCCACCGUGAUGCCGCCAACAUUGCCACUGCCACCUGCGUGGCGGGAGCUGUGGCAGGCUCCCUCCCUUUCUUGGCGCUUUUCCUUGGCGCGCGCAGCGCCUACUACCUUCUUCUGCUGGCGGCCCUUCUGGGAUGGCCAGGACUUACCCUACGCCUCUUCUGGCGCCGCCAGCUGCUGAGGAACGAUCCUCUUGUGUUGGACUUCAACUCCUUGGAGCCCUGGUUCUGCGGGGUCGCCGCUAUCCUUUCAGGUGCCAUGGCUGCCGUGGUGAUGUUGGGGCUUAUCAGGCUGCGGAAGUCAUUGCGGCUUGGCUUUGUCUGCAUAGCGGCGGCCACCGAUGAGCUGAGAGCUCUGUUGCCGGCCUUUGCAAUCCUCGGAGGUUGCGCCAUGGUGGGGUCCUUCUUCGCUCUGCUUGUCGGCCUUUGGACGCUGGAAUUUCUGGCGUCACAUGCUGCCGUGGAGUGGGCGACUUACCCCCUCCGCAACAGCUCGGGCCAUGUGCUGACAGAAGAGAACCUUGGGAGCUUCGCCCACGACGACUUGCCUGAGGUCUCAACCUUUUCCCCUGAGCUUCGAUUUCGAUGGCCGGCAUGGCUCUCCGUUUUGCUGGGUUUUCUGAGCUUGCGCUUCUGGGAGGCAUGGCUCUCUUGCCUGCACCAGCUUCAGGUAGCUGCGCUUGUGUCUCGUUGGUGCUUCCCAGACGCCGGCCAUGCUGGGCUGCGGGUGCUUGUGUCCACGGGGCUGCAGGUGUGGUGCGCGCACCUUGGCUCUGUCACCCACGCCGCAAUGCGCAGCUUGUGGUUGGCAUCGGAAGUGUACCGCGUCUUUGCUUUUGUCUUCCACGGCGGUUUCGCGGAGGAGACCAUGGGUGCUGCAGCCUUCGUAGAGGUGGCCCAAAGAGGCUGGGAUCUUCGGGUCUCGACCACCAGAGCCCGCCGGAGCCUGGAAGCAUGCCAUCCUUUCCUGCAGCAAUUCCUAGGCUUGGGUGCUUUCCUCGAAGCUGCGGCGGCCUUGACGAUCGCGCCAUGGGCUGCCCUCGCGGUGCUGUGCAAGCUGGAAGUCCAGCAGCACAGCGACACUGGCGCCUACGUCGAGAGUGGGACUCUCGUGGCCGCCAUCACUUCUUUGACAGCUAUGGUCCUGGCGAAGGCAGGCUUGCGUGCGAUCUCUGCGCCUUCGGAGGCCUUGCUGUACUGCGCGGUCCUGCGAGAGAGGUCGGGAUCGACAGAGGUCCCACCCAUCAAUGUUGAUGCUUUGCUGGUUGGGUCCCCAAAAGACGACGCCGGCUCGCUGUCGACGAUCUUCGAGGCCGUAGUGGACGAGCCAGAAGGCCUACACUACGAGCUCGUGGGCCUCCGCGACUCUGAGCGCCUCUUCGACUCGGAGUCUGAGGGUUGA